CGAGUGUUACGGUUAAUGACAUUUCUCAAUUUAUUGGUUCUCUGACUACAUCAUAAAAAACACGAAUCCACUGUGCACGACCGAAACAAGUCGACUAAUCUAUCGACCAACAACACACCCACCCACCAAUCUACCUACGGCGCAUGGUAUAUGUACCAAUACGAAAAAACAGAAUGAUCCAUCGCGUUGCCAUGCUAGCUGGGGCGAUGGGCUGUCGGCAAGUUAUGAAACACACAUACACAUACAUAUGCGUUAUGUGUACGUAUGGCAUAUGGAUUCGUGAGCUUGAUCGUCGACAGCAUGCACAAAAGACACGAAUGCACAAAAUACACGAGCACACGAAGGCCACCCACCACACGACGCACAGUAGUCACUCUACGUAAUCCACCGCCAGACAGUUACAAAUCCUGCCCUGGACGCAAAGAUAGAGCACCGACGAAAGCAAUAUAACUCACAAUCAUCCCACUCCCUCUCUCCCCCCCAGCACACCACACACAUGUCACACAACUCACGUGUGCAGAGCAUCGAAUGAAGUACACCCUAGGCCACACACUCGAUCGAACCUCACAAGGCCCCCCAGACCGCGAGACCGCGCGAUUCACGGCCUAUCUUAGUUGACUUGGUGCGAGAGCGGACGCAUCCCCUAUUCCCUUUCCAUCCCCCCCUUUCGCCCUCGCAAUCAGACUAAGACUGCUUCUGCCCUUGUCUCCCUCGUGGUGGUCCUCGUGAUGCUGCUCGUCGUCUGCUUCUCUCUCAGUCGCUUUCUCCUCACUUGGGCAAACAGCAUUCCUCCUUUGAAGCAGACCAUCAGACAGGUGAAGACGACUGAAAGGACGUAAAGGACGAUUGUACUGAGGUCCGACUGGUCCACCGGCAUAGACAUGAAGGUAAUGAUCGCAAUAGGUAUCUCUCCCAGCGAGACGAUAAAAUUGGUAAGAUGGAAUCUCAGGGACAAUUCCAUCAGAGGCCGCGCACGAAAGUGUGCAUUGAGGGCAACGCAAUCACAGAGACAGAGGACGAAGAUGACGACGGAUUGCCAGAGAAGCCCACGAGUGACAAGAUCAAGACCGACGGCAAGAUCGGAAGUCCAAUCGAGCAUCACGAGGAAAAACAGCAAGAGUUUGAGUGAUCUCUCCUGACAAAUAGGAUAACGUACAUGUACACAGGCAGAGAAAGAGAGAGUUGCUGGUGCCAUAAACGAAGAAGUCCGUCAGUGGCUUACCACUGCGAUGGCGCUGACUUUGCAGGAACACCAUUGAGCGAGUCUUUGAUACGCAAUCGACUCCUCAUACCGAAGAGGUGAGAACUCUUUGGCGAGAAUAUGCUGAGUGAUAUGGGCACGAGGAAGGCGACACCGGUCGGCCCGUGGGACCUUGAAUGACCUUGGGACAAAUGUGGUGAAAAGGGUGCAUCCUCUGCACCAAAUCGCCCCGAUGUACACCAGAAACGUGAACAGACCUAUUCACAAGAGGUGUACCCAGCCGAUGCAUGCAUUGAUCUUGAUUCAUUGUCCCUGUCCAUUGUUGUUUCUUACGUCCGAUUGGCGCAAUGUAUAGAGCGAAGCUGCCCAGUCCGACGGAGACGAUGCAGGCGAUAUUGACAAGCACCAUUUCAAAGACGCUGCGCGGAGGCUGGAAAUGACCCACGAUUUUAAACGCGAGGAUCAAUGUCGGCCAGAGAUAUCGACAGGCAAUGUCGAACCACCAAUAACGCAGUCUUUCGGGGCCGACGAGAUCCAUGAGCGUGAUGCAGUAGGCAUAGUUGAGCGCACCCGCGAGGACAAUAUCGAUGAGGAUGUUGACGGGAGUGUCCCUCAGCCACUGAACAAAAGGAAGAAGGAAGCAGAACGGAAAUCUCAUCGUUUUCUUGACCGACUGAAGUGACUGACCAGUUUUAUCGGACCGCAGGUCUCGAUAGUCCAAAACCCCCAUUCCUCAGGCACAGUGCCGAUGUCCACCGGCACACUGUCAUCGGCAGCCUUGGUUGGUAAGCAAGGUGGAAGAGGCUGGGUGUCUUCCGUGAUCCGACGACUUGAGCCUGUAGGUGUCAGCGAGCGGGGACUGUCGGCACUCGGACCCUCCGCAGGGAUGGCCGACAGGGAGCGGGACGGACGAUGGCCGACAGGGAGCGGGACGUAGCGGGACGGACUGCCGGUGUACAAACUGCCACUGCCGCUGUGACCUCGAGGCAGUUUCAUCAUCACUCAUCUGAGGAAGGAGCCCUGUGGGCGAGGGAAGAAGGGACAGCAGGCGUUUGCCAAUGAGUCCGAGCAGGGCAAAUUGGAGCAGGGCCAGCGAGCAGUUGAAGCAGGGGGAGACGAGAAGCAACCGCAGAAUGGGAUGGAUGGAUAGAUCUCACGAAUCUCAGCCUCC
Messenger RNA from Vitrella brassicaformis, 2372 nucleotides. The record is from the annotation of a GenBank genome assembly. NCBI's taxonomy places the organism in Eukaryota, Vitrellaceae.